Molecule: messenger RNA, 738 nt
Organism: Solea solea (common sole)
Lineage: Eukaryota; Metazoa; Chordata; Actinopteri; Pleuronectiformes; Soleidae
Product: variable charge X-linked protein 3B-like
Exons: 2
Coding region: 1-738 (245 amino acids)
Source: RefSeq, a predicted model, not a curated record
AUGAGCUUCAUUGUUUUAAUAAGAGUCUCCAUCCGGCCGCGUCCAAGCUCGUCUUCACGCUCGUCUUCACGGCUCCCGCCGGGAAACCACGCCACGCGGCGCCCGCGGCGGACAGAUGGACAGACGGACAGACGGACAGACGGACAGAUGGAGUCGGACGCUCUGCAGGGACUGGAUGACACAAGGGUUGACCACACUCAAGCCAAAGAUAUAUUUCAGCAGCUGAUGGAGCAGCUGAUGGAGCGUCCGCUGGAGCGUCCGAUGGAGCGUCCGCUGGAGCGUCCGAUGGAGCGUCAGUCUGGAGCGUCCGAUGGAGCGUCCGAUGGAGCGUCCGCUGGAGCGUCAGUCUGGAGCGUCCGCUGGACAACAGUCUGGAGCGUCCGCUGGAGCGUCAGUCUGGAGCGUCUGAUGGAGCGUCCGCUGGAGCGUCCGAUGGAGCGUCCGCUGGAGCGUCUGAUGGAGCGUCCGAUGGAGCCUCAGAUGGAGCGUCCGAUGGAGCCUCAGAUGGAGCGUCAGAUGGAGCGUCCGAUGGAGCCUCAGAUGGAGCGUCAGAUGGAGCGUCCGAUGGAGCCUCAGAUGGAGCGUCCGAUGGAGCCUCAGAUGGAGCGUCCGCUGGAGCGUCCGAUGGAGUGUCCGAUGGAGCGUCCGAUGGAGCGUCAGUCUGGAACGUCGGGGAAAAGCGCGCUGGUUGCGCUGGUUGAGAGAAAGUUAGCGGAGGAAAACUCAGGCCUAGCAUGA